Messenger RNA from Acanthopagrus latus (yellowfin seabream), 1508 nucleotides. RefSeq names its product C3a anaphylatoxin chemotactic receptor-like. Lineage: Eukaryota; Metazoa; Chordata; Actinopteri; Spariformes; Sparidae. The transcript is spliced from 2 exons. The record is from RefSeq and is a predicted model, not a curated record. Gene Ontology annotation, cellular component: plasma membrane. Bases 71 to 1090 code for a protein of 339 amino acids. Gene Ontology annotation, molecular function: G protein-coupled receptor activity; complement receptor activity. Gene Ontology annotation, biological process: inflammatory response; phospholipase C-activating G protein-coupled receptor signaling pathway; complement receptor mediated signaling pathway.
UAGACAUCACAUUAGACUCUCUCAGCACCACAAAUUUGAGCACUGAUAAAAAAUUCUGCUGCAGGUCAGGAUGGCGGAGGUUGCCGACUACAUUUUUUGGGUCACCCAGACCAUCUACUGUGUGACUUUUGUUGUUGGGAUUCUGGGCAACGGUCUGGUCAUCUAUGUGACAGGUUUCAGGAUGAAGAGGACAGUCAACUCAGUUUGGUUUCUCAACUUGGCUCUGGCUGACUUCCUCUUUCUGGUCUUCCUGAUUUUCACGAUCAUUUCUCACAGUCACGGACACCGUUGGCCUUUUGGACAAAUCAUGUGCAAGCUCAACAGUUUAUUCAGCAUUGUCAACAUGUUUGCCAGUAUCUUCCUUCUGACAGCCAUAAGUCUGGACCGUUGCCUGUCAAUCUGGGUGGUGGUGUGGGCACAAAACAAGCGCACCGUCCGCAAAGCUCAGCUCAUAAGUGCUGUCAUCUGGGUGACUGCUGCGGUCUGCAGCAUCCCAUAUGCCACAUUUCGUCGCAUUACUGUGAUUGACAACACAACGUACUGUGUUUCAUCUGAGACAGCUGAACAAAGAUUAAUUCUCACCAUUUUUCGCUUCGUGGUGGGCUUCGUCAUCCCCUUCCUGCUAAUAUUUUUCUGUUAUGUGGCCAUAGCUGUUCGUGCAAGGCGCCUGCAAAGGAACAGGAAACAGAAACCCCUCAAAAUAAUUUUCUCUAUCAUUCUGGCAUUCUUCAUCUGCUGGUUUCCCUUCCAUGUGAUGCAUUUUUUACGAUCAAAGGAUGACGACGCAUACAUCCAUGAAGUUAUCCUUAUUGGAGGACCUCUGUCUAUGAGCAUGGCUUUCAUGAACAGCUGCCUGAACCCCAUUCUCUACGUUUUCAUGUGUGAUGAAUUCCAGAAGAAGCUCAAGCAGUCCAUAUGCCAUGUCCUCGAGAGUGCCCUGGCAGAGGACCACUUGUCAUUCAUGUCCUCUCGCUCCUUGUCCUCACACCUUUCCCGGAUUUCUCGGAAGUCUGAGUCUUCUGCACCUCUGGAGAGGAAAGACACGGCCAUUUCCUUCACAGAAUGCAAAGUGGGUCUAACUGGGGAUUAAGAGUCUGCCCAUGUGUGUACUGUACAAAUCGACAAUACAGUACAUUCAUACAUAUAAUGAACUUCAAUAUUAUGUGAAUAUUGUGGGGUUUUUUUUUUAUGUGAAAGCGCCAACUCACAAACAGAUGUGUCACUUAUAGCUGAUGAGACAACACCAACUGAUAUGUGUCGCACCUGUAUUGACCUCCAUAUAUUUCUUACUUGUACCUUUAGUUGGAUGACAUGUCUCCCAAUGUGUUCUAGGUCUAACCAGGCCGAAUAACUGAAAAUCGAAUCAUGCAGCUUUAACAUGUAAAUAGCCUUUGAGUUUUUUGUAUAACAAUGUAUGUGAAACAUGUCAUGUGAUUCAUUUUGUACCAUCUAACUGCUGUGUUACACUGAUGUGGAAUUACCUGUGAUUCAUUUGAUGCAAAAAAAAA